Messenger RNA from Hypoxylon trugodes, 1641 nucleotides. RefSeq lists its product as uncharacterized. The record is from RefSeq and is a predicted model, not a curated record. Bases 150 to 1355 code for a protein of 401 amino acids. NCBI's taxonomy places the organism in Eukaryota, Fungi, Ascomycota, Sordariomycetes, Xylariales, Hypoxylaceae. The transcript has a single exon.
GACAAGCCAACCAACAAGCCAACUAACAGGUCAGAUCAACCAACAAGUAAAGCUUCCAACUGUUUAAAAUCGGAUUGCACAUACCUGCGCAUGUUCCAAUUCAGAAACCAUCAUUCUUGACAUUUUAUCUUCGAGCGAUAAGUAUCAAUAUGAUUGAACUAGAUCAUAUGAGAUUUUAUGCUCCCAGUGGGUGUAUUACUCCCGGAGGUCCAAGUCAAUGGCACAUUUGCGACGUUGACCAGCGGCGCAUUAUUUCUGUUACUAUGGAUGAAGAACAGGAAGAUGAAGACACCGCUAUCCAACACCUUAAAAAACAUCUCGAUACUUUGGGACCGGACGUCUUUCACGUCCAUUUAUCACCAGACGGCGACAUUAUAUCAACUUCGACUGAUCCAAUGGAUGAUCAAACCUGGUAUAUACCUUAUCCUCCCGAGAAGGAAAUUACAAGGAAAUGUCACGGGCUGAAAGAAGUUCUGCGCUCGGAAUUACUAGAGAUAGAUCGGAUCUCUAUGGGUGUCGACCAUGUUUCAUAUAUUCCGGAAUCCGACCCAAGCCCCAAUCAGGUUAUUUUCAAGUACUAUUUUACGUGGUCGUGGAUCUACAAGUUAUGGAAUGAGAUGAAUCUAUGGAUGCGCCUCCCGAGAAAAAUGAAGUAUGUCGCCAAGUUCGACCGGCUUGUGGUUGAUGAACCAGGAGGCAGAGUUCUUGGUUUCACAAAUGAAUUCAUCAAAGGCGGUACCGUGAAAGAGAACAUUUCUCGUGGAUUCAAGCUCACGUGGCUCAAACAGUUGACAGAGGUUGUUGACGAGUUGAAUCUCAAACACGGCAUCGCGCACCAAGACAUUUCCCCGCGGAACCUCCUGAUCGAUGCGGACGAUCUGAAGUUAUUUGACUUCAACUAUUCUGGGCGUAUUGGAGAAUUCAAUUAUUCAGAGGAUCGCAAUGACGUCAAAGGCGUUAUAUUUACGUUAUACGAAAUCAUUACACGAGACGAUCACUUUCGGUGUGUUCCACAUGACCAGCAAGAUAGCGCCGACGUAGAGGCGUUGGAUGAAUGGGUUAAACAUCCAGAUGUAACACUCGACCAUCCCGUCUCGGACUACCGUUCAUUGCUGAAUAAUUGGGUGAAGGGGAGAAGGGAAGGAAAACAAAUUACUCAUUUCAAGCAAGCACCCGAAUACAUUACUUGGCCGGAGAUGGAGAAAGACACAACAAAUGGAAUGCGACGCGACAAACAAGGGGAUGGUAAAAUCAUCAAAUGGGAAAGACCGAUGCAAAGCAAAAUCAAACCUGGAGCCCGUGUAUUUGCGGACGGAAGAACCGAGGUCGCUAUCCACAACACCCAAGAAUCGUGAAAAUCGCGACGGCGCAAGUGAAGAGUGGGACUUUGUCGUGUGCGACUGCACUGACUCCAGGUGAGAGUGUAGGGUAUAGUGACCCGACUGAAGGCUAGGAUUGUAACUGUACAUUAUUGUAUGUUCUCCUUUUUUGUUAUUAUGGUGCAAUGGAGAAAUGGGACGGUCGAAUCGAUACCUGAAGAAACCGCCAGGCAGCGCUGAUAGGAAUUGGAUCAUUUCUCGGAUACUAAAUCAAGUACCUAAAGUUAACUAAAAUAUCACACAAUUCCUAACAAUUGCCCCA